Molecule: messenger RNA, 6059 nt
Organism: Pecten maximus
Lineage: Eukaryota; Metazoa; Mollusca; Bivalvia; Pectinida; Pectinidae
Product: kelch-like protein 24
Exons: 3
Coding region: 172-1956 (594 amino acids)
Molecular function (GO): protein binding
Source: RefSeq, a predicted model, not a curated record
CGGGGCUCUGUGUCGCCUGUGUGACGAAGCGUGAAGUAGAAUUAGAUUAUACUUCCUUGAUUAUUUGAAAAUUUGAUCUUGUCAUACCUGGGAAGUAUAAAAAAAAAAAAGAUUGUUGUAAUAUUUCAUCGCUGGAAUACAGUGUACAAGCCAACCAGGAUUAUCUCCAUAAUGGCAAGCAACGCAGGAACAUUCAGCAAGAUGAGCAACAACUCCAGGCAAAAGUUCAUCGAGACGAUGAUCGCUGGAAUCUCGGAGAACAGUCAGGAUGACUCUAUGGCAGAUGUGGAUAUUAUUGUGGAAGGCGAGAGGUUCCCUUGUCACAGACUUAUUCUCGCCACAAUGUCGCCCUACUUCAAGGCAAUGUUCCAUUCAGGAAUGGUGGAAACACGUGAAAGGUCUAUUACAAUCCCCGGAAUAUCUAAAUCAGCUUUUGUACAAGUUAGAUCAAGUAUGUAUGGCAGUGAAUACAGCAUCACAACAGAAAAUGCGAUGGAACUACUGCACGCCGCAGCUCUGUUCCAGAUCAUCUCACUACAGGAAGCAUGUGAGGAGUUCCUUGCUAAGGAAAUGGACAUGGAAAACUGUCUGAUGCUUUUCAAGAUUGCACGGUCCUGUAACUGUAAAGUCUUGUUGGAGAAAUGUAGACCGUAUGUAAUGGAGGGGUUUAAUGGACUUUGGAAAUCGGAGGAAUUUGAGACUUUAGAUUUGGAAGAUUUGGAAAGUAUUGUUCGAGAUGACGAUCUUGUCCCAGUAGAUGAAGAGCAAAUUUGUGAAGCAACAAUCAAGUGGGUGCAGGCAGAUUUCAGUCAAAGGAAAAAACAUCUCAGCAGGUUAUUCAGACAUAUAAGACUGGUUAAUGUUAGCCCAGAGUAUCUGUUGGAGGAGCUAUAUAAUAAAGACUUGCUAGUCAAUGAUGAAACCUGUAAACGUUACCUGGAUGAAGUAAGAGAUUAUCACAUACUGCCAGCCAGACGGCAGGAAUUCGCCUCCAGCAGGUUCCAUCUUAGGAAUAGCGAUGACUUCGAAGAAGUGAUUCUGGUAUUGACAGAGUAUGACAUGGAAAGAUCAGGAUCCUUUUAUCAGGAUGGGAAGUGUCUGUGGGCCUACAGCCACCAUCAGGGACGCUGGUACACCCUGGCUCCCAUCCCUCUUCCUCAAAACCCAGGCACAGGAUUUCGCGUGGUGUCGUUUCGGAAUGAUUUAUAUCUCACCGGAGGGAAUUCUUCUCUGAAGAACUUGCUCAAGUACGACUCGGAUCGAAAUGAAUGGGUUCAGUGUGAUGCCAGUAUGAAGCGAGGACGCUACAAUCACAUGACGGCUGCCAUACGGGAAAGUGUUUACGUCCUUGGUGGAUACAAUGCUAAGAUGGCAGAGGGCAAUAAUGUACAGGGAUCAAUUGAGGAGUACAACGUCAAUUCGCGGUGUUGGCGGACAAUGGGAGAACUGAUCGUCCCUGUCCAGUGUGCAGCUACAGUGGCAGUUGGGGAGAAGAUAUUUGUUUUGGGUGGUAAGCAGGAAGAUGGGUCAAACUUUGACGGUAUCCAGAUAUUUGACACCCGGCAAAGGGAAACAAAAGUGGAACCAGGACUCCUGAAGGGUUUUUCGCAGCCCCUUCAAAUUGUUGCUGUAGAUGGCAAAGUUAUUAUCAUCACAGCUGCUGGUGAGGUGUAUGACUUCAGGUACAGCAAGAUGAAGUUGACUUUGGUGAAACGUCUACACCAAGAUUGUUUGCCCAUUCUAGGUGUUGCACAUUACAGGGGCUAUAUAAUGUUGAUCUCUGCCUCCAAAGAUAAGCCACUUAUCUUUUCCAAGGUAUAUAAGUUAGAACUUAGGUGCACUCCGACUCGACUUGAUGUCGUUUCCCCCAAAAACAACACCAAACCCAAACCCAUUCACGCUUGCCUGCGUUGUGUUGUCAACAAACAGUUUAUGUAUCAUACCUACUUCCAGUAGCUCAUAAGUAGAAUGUCUCAAAUUCAUUUGUCCAUUUUAAAUUUCGAUGUCAGAUGAUAAAUAAUUGAUAGCUUUAGGUACUAUCUACUUUUAUUAUCAUGACAUCACUCCAUAACAUACAGGUUGAAUAUAAAAUGCAAAAAUUUUGGAAAUCAAAAAGUCAAAGAUGUAACCAUGUUAAAUGUAUGAGGGACAGAACACUUUAUCAUAUAAAAACUUUCUACAGAAAUGUCAAAGUUGAAGCAAUAUUCCAGCUUUGGUAAGAUUUUGUAUACAAAUAAGCUUUGCUGCACUAAGGUUGCUAAGAAUACUCAUGAUCCUUUGUCUUAUUGCAGUAGUAUUGUGCCAUAUUUAUUAUCCGCAGCAAAACGCAUUUGCAGGACGUUGUCAAUGAAUUGGGCUCCGUGUGUCCAUCUGUCUACUGUUUCUGAUGCAUAACUCUGUAAAACCUGGUACAUCCAUUGCUCUAGUGGUCCAGUGGCUGCAUGACAGAUGUGACAUCACGAGAGUAGCCAUUUUAUUUCUCCUUUGCUUGUCUUUCCAAAUGCAUUUCAUUUAAAUGUGUUUAGUAUGUGUGUGCAUGUUGAGUUGUAUACAUUUGUAUGUGCAAAAUGAUUCACUUUAAAAUACAAUAUACAUGUAUUUACAAAAGAAGAGAGAUGUACAAAAAUUUUUACUGAAAGUCGCAAAAAUAUUUUCAUCCAACUAGUCGUACAGAAUACACGACUUCUGAUUGUGAGUUCUUUUACUAAAAUUUCAAGGGACAAGGCAACAAGGUUCAAGUGUAACCUGUCCAUCAAUGAUGUUUACAGUAAUUGGGACAGUGAAUUGCUUCAUAUGAAAUUGUAUAAAUCCGUAUCGGAGUUGGACGAUUUCCAGUACAUUUUAACAUCAUAUGAAUAUGAUGAUGUAUAGGUUUCACUUACAACACUUGUCACUCGGAAGAGUUAUUUCCCUUGUUAAAGGAAGCUGCAUCCUGCUCCAAAUCACCAAGCAACAAAAAUCAUUGUUCAUGGUUUUAAGUGUAUCAAGUUUGUACGAGAAUUACUGAUCGCGAAUAUUCAGGAAAAUGUCAAAUUCACAUGUUUUUCGAUUGAAAAACUUCAUUAAGAAGUGUAUGCGGGGCCAUUACAUUGUUAAAUUGCAUAAUACAAAGGAAACCUUAAAAUAUGGAAACUUAUCUCAAAUUAUCAAAAUGUUUCUGAUCUCAACAAUUGUGAUCAAAUGUAGCGAAAGUUUUGUCCCAUUUCACACCUGUACCAUUUCACACCUGUACCAUUUUACACCUGCACCAUUUUGCACUUGUACCAUUUCACACCUGUACCAUUUUGCACUUGUGCCAUUUCACACCUGUACUUUUUCACACCUGUACCUUUUCACAUCUGUACCAUUUCACACCUGUACCAUUUCACACCUGUACCAUUUUGCACUUGUACCAUUUCACACCUGUACCUUUUCACACCUGUACCUUUUCACACCUGUACCAUUUCACACCUGUACUAUCACGCCUGUACCUUUUCACACCUGUACCAUUUCACACCUGUACUAUCACACCUGUACCAUUUCACACCUGUACUAUCACACCUGUACCAUUUCACACCUGUACCAUUUCACACCUAUACUAUUUCAAACCUGUACUAUUUCAUACCUGUACCAUUUCACACCUGUACUAUUUCACACCUGUACCUUUUCACACCUGUAUUAUUUCACCCCUCUACCAUUUCACACCUGUACCAUUUCACCCCUGUCCCAUUUCACACCUAUACUAUUUCACACCUGUACCAUUUCACACCUGUACUAUUUCACACCUGUCACAUUUCACACCUGUACUAUUUCACACCUGUACUAUUUCACACCUGUACCAUUUCAUACCUGUACCAUUUCACACCUGUACUAUUUCACACCUGUACCAUUUCACACCUGUACCUUUUCACACCUGUACCAUUUCACACCUGUACCAUUUCACACCUAUACUAUUUCACACCUGUACCAUUUCACACCUGUACCAUUUCACACCUGACCAUGAAGUGCCCAAAUUUCUCAUACCUAGAACCACAAGUAUAUAUUGUUGAUAGAUAAUGAAAAUUAACAUAAUUAUUUUUAAAUUACUGUCUUUAAUUUAUUCACCAGAACCUAGUUCAGAAUUAUAUAUAUAGAUGUGUAUGUACAUAAUUAUGUAUAUAUAUAUAUAUAAAAAAAUGUUACGUGUGAUCCCUAUGCAUGAAGACUUAAUAUGAUUAAGAAGGAAAAACAAGACAACACCUCUUUAGUAAUUUCGUCACAUCUUCAAACUGUUUUUAUUUUCAAGGAAAGGUAUUGUAAUAUCAUCGGUUAUAAUUGCCAAGAUGCAGUGAAAAUAAUAAAGAUGUGUUGUCAUGUUUUUCUAUUUUUUAUGUAUGCAUACAGGGUAUAUGUAAUACAAAUAUGAUAAAGAUUAAUAUAUAUUUUAUAUACAGAACGUGCAUGUGCUGCACAGAUAUAAUAUCAAUUAUCAUGUCCAUAAACCUGUCUUUGUUUCUCUACUCUCUGUUUAUGUUUGUGUAACCUUUUAAUUUGUUUUGGGUUGAAAUUCGUCAAUGAAGAAUUUGAAUUGAACAGUCCAUAAAUGUGAUAAUAAUGUUUAGAUUUCACUUCAUAUCAGAUUCAAACAAUAACUUAAUAUGAAUGUAAUUUCUGUGCAAAGACUUUUAAGGUCACCUGAGACAAAGUCUCAAUUAAUUAAUUAAGUGACCUAUUCUAAUCACCUUUUGUCCAGCACAUGCGUCAUGCAUCAUUUGUCAUCCGUCUCACAAUAUGCGACAUUCGUCCGUAAACAGUUCACAUUUUUGACUUCUUCUCAGAAAUCCUUGAACCUAUUUCAAUGAAAUUUUGCGGGAACCUUUUAUGGCUAAACUUCAACCUAAAUUGUGAACUAUAUGGUCCCUACCCCACAGAGGAUUGAGGGGCGGGGCCGAUUGGGGUCAAAUCAACUGAAAUUUCAACAAAUCUUCUCAAGACCCAAAUAAUGUAAAAUCAAAUCAUCUUCAUAGAUGGAGAAGUCACAUUUGCCUCAAGGAGUCAAACUUUUGUAUAGUUUAUAUUGAGAAAUCACAUUUUUCACUAUCAUUUGUUUGGUUUCUAUUGGAAUUAAUUCUAAAUUGGUUAGAAUUAGCAGUUUUUGAAGGCAGUUUGAUGGUAUUCAAAUGUUGGCCUGACUGGCCCACAUGGGUUGAUUGGUGGGGUCAAACAGGGUCAAACUGACAGAAGUAGAAACUACCAAUUUAAAGACUAUGGUAUGUGUCAGCCAGGGGACAGAAUCCAAAGCCUUCCUCACAGGGGCGAACGCUCAACUAAAGGCCCAAAGUGAGGCAUUGUCAAGGGAGACAUUAGGAGGAAGAAAGUUGUUAAGAAAGAAGAGAAAAGAUAAGAUCCCAAAUUUAGUCGCCUCUUACGAUCGUGCAAUAGGGACAGCAGGUACAAUUCUUACAUCCUAUAUGCAGAGGUAAAAAGGGUCAUAAUAAGAGAAAUUAAACAAAUGAAAAUAAAUAAAUCUUCUUAAUAUCAAGAUAUUGUUGAAUUAAAUAUUCUUGAAAGAUGGAAUGGCCUGAAUGUACUUUACUAAAAUUGUGAAUUUUAUUACCAUGGGGUCUCGCAUUUCCACGUUAAUCCUAUGGGCCUCUUGUUUCCGUUAGUAUCAUCAACCAAAGCUAAUUGAGGUAAUAUACAACUUGACAGAAGUUUUAGUACACAGGUAGAUGGGUAAAUUAAAUUAUGGACUUUGUAUUGUUUUGUUGUUGUUUUUGUUUGUUUGUUUUUUUGUUUUUUUUUUGUUUUUUUUUUUGUGAGAAGUGAAAUAUAAUUACUGCUUUAGAAGUGCGACUCAUUUAAUUAUUGAUGAUGAUAUAACAACAGAAGUAAUAAAACAAAUAUUCCACUUCAAUAUGACCACUAUAUUACCAUUUAAAGGUGUCACAGUAAAGGUGGUCUUCAGUGACUUGAAGAACACAAAUUUAGCUGUGUAUGGUUGUUAUAGUUGGCUGUUGUUGAUCAAUAAUCAUGUAUAAAUGUAUAUCAAUACAUUUCACAAUUAUUUCGAAAACUCAAAUAAAUAACCAGACAACAUA